This is a messenger RNA of Carassius gibelio (silver crucian carp), 5539 nucleotides long. RefSeq names its product NLR family CARD domain-containing protein 3. NCBI's taxonomy places the organism in Eukaryota, Metazoa, Chordata, Actinopteri, Cypriniformes, Cyprinidae. The transcript has 6 exons. Bases 2162 to 4831 code for a protein of 889 amino acids. Gene Ontology annotation, molecular function: protein binding. The record is from RefSeq and is a predicted model, not a curated record.
GAGCCAAUAAUAUUUUUUUUCUGAGCUAUAAAUAAAAUAUACCAAUUAAAUAAUUAAUAUUCUCAUAUUUUUAUAUUAUCAUGUUAUUUUAGUGUAUAUAAUAAGUAGCAUACGUUUUGGGAUAAAUUAAUAUCUAUGACAUUUAAGCUACAUCCGCACGAGCCGUGACUCGUCAUCAUGAUUCUUAACUUGUCUCAAAAGGCUACAUGAGAGGACUCUCUUUUCAUUAUUUUCCUGCUUUAGCAAGGUAACUGAAUAAUUGAAAUCCGUGGUAUAUUUUAAUAAAUCCCACAAAUAAAAAUGUGGUGGACUGAGUCCUGGACUGAGAAUGGACAGGUGAUUUUCACAUGAAGCGUAUAUAUCCCCCUUAUUUCUCAAAACAGCUUAUACUACUGUUUCAGCUAUUAAAAUGGUUCAGUUUUGUAUGUAAUGGCAAAGUUAUUGUAUUUUGUUUUGUUUUUUAUUACGUUCGUUUGGAGAAUUUUGUUCAUUAAAUAUACGUUUUAGUUUUUCAAAGUAAUGACCAGGCAGCCAGCAACGAGUAAGCCUAUGUUUGAUCAAUUUAACCUUCUCAAAUCAUCAUGACUUGCCUAAAAUAGAAUCUAUAGGUAUAAAAAGUUCAAGCAUAUAACAAUGUUGAAACGUUAAACAUAGACAAAUGUGCACUAUAUCUAAAAGUUUGUGCGGAGAUGCUUUGCGGGUCAAAGAGGUACUAGCAUGAUCACUUGCAUUUUUUUCAGUGAAUAUGCCCUAAUUUUUCCUUAUAAAGGUAAGACUCGCAAAAUACAUAAUUCGUAACUAUGAAGAUUCUUCUUUUUUUUGUUCACUCGCAAUAUCAACAAAACAUUGUGCUUUUAUAUAAAAAAAACAGGACUGCUUCACAGAAAUGAACUGAAACUCAGUGAGAAAUAGAGAGCUUUAAAUUACUACUUAACGAAAUAAUACAAAUCAAAAACAAAAACUCUUUCAUUAUAAUCCUAAAUGUAAUCAUAAUCGGAAAGUUGCACUUCUCUCUGUUUAAUAAGGAGAUGCCAGUUGGAAAUGGCAACUUUAUCCUUGCCACACAGUCUCAAAAGACACUUUAUUAGUAAAUAAAUAAAAAUAAAAUAAAAAAUAAAAAAAAAUCUCCUUACUGUUUUCCACUGACACAUUUGAGUAAUUACUUUUUCUGUAUGGAGCUAAAAGAGUCUCAAUAAAGAUAAAUGCACACACUACAUUCACAUAAUGCACAUAGGAUUCAUACAUGCAAUCAUAUGAUUCAUAAAUACACACACAGGAUACACAAAUGCACACAAAGUUUACAAUUGCACACACAAAAUUUAAAAAGAACAGAAGAUUCACAAAUGCAUACAAAAUUCAGAAAUCCACACAAAGUUCAGAAAUAAACACAAUUCAGAUAUGAAAAUACAGAUGUUUACAUUACAAUUCAGCUUUAUUUUUUAUUAUUUUUUUUACAAAAUAUAAAUUUAAAAAUGUCUCAAUACAUAUAGCCCAGUGACUGCAGAAAAAAAGUUAACCAUGGUUUCAUAAAUUUGCAAUAGGCAAUUAUUUCAUUUUAUUGAAAUAAUUUAAUGAAAGUAAAAAACAUUUUACACCUUUUUGAAUAUUUAAGUAUAUCUAAAUAUUAUUUUGUUUGCAAUAUAGAAGUCACUUUAAUUAUAAUAUUCGGUCCCUACAUGAAGAGAGAGUCAGUGGUCUGCUGCCAGAGGAAAGUGAGUCUCCGACUGUGCAAAGUGAGUCGCCGGCUGCGUGAGGAAAAUGAGUCGUUCGCUGAGGAAAGUGAGUUGAUCGCUGCGUGAGGAAAGUGAAUCGUUCGCUCAACUUCGCUGCGUGAGGAAAGUGAAUCGUUCGCUGAGGAAAGUGAGUCGUUCGCUGCGUGACUCGUGAGGAAAGUGAAUCGUCGAUGAGGAAAGUGAGUCGUUUGCUGCGAGAGGAAAAUGACUAUCCGGCUGCAAAAAGUGAGUCUCCUGCUGCGCAAAGUGGGUGGUCCGCCUGCGCAAAGUGAGUCGCCGGCCGCGUGAGAGUGAAGAGGGACAGUCGGAUCAGAUCUGUAAACUAUGAGACCAACAUCACACAAACAGCCCUGCUAAAUAAAACUGAACACCUGCAGAAACCAGUAGAUGAUGAACUACAGAGAUUCAAAGACCAAUUCAAAACCAGCAUGAAGAACAAGUAUGAGAAUUUAUUUGAGGGACUGAAACUCCAGGAGAAUGAAUGCCUCCUGAACAGGAUCUACACACAGCUCUACAUCAUAGAGGGAGAAAGAGAAGGAGUGAAUGAAGAACAUGAGGUUUUACAGAUGGAGAAAACAGCCAGAACACAACACUCACAAGACACUCAAAUCUACUGCAAUGACAUCUUUAAAGCCUCAUCUGAACAAGAAUGUGAGGAGAAAGACCAAAUCAAGACUGUUCUUACUAAAGGCAUCGCUGGAAUCGGGAAAACUGUCUCUGUGCAGAAGUUCAUUCUGGACUGGGCCGAGGGAAAAGCCAAUCAGGAUGUAGAUUUCAUGUUUGUGCUUCCAUUUCGAGAGCUGAACUUGAUCCGAGAUCAUCAGUACAGUCUUCACAGACUUUUGCUGGACUUUCAUCCUGAACUUCAAGAUCUGGACUCACAGAUUUAUGAGGAGUGUAAAGUUGUGUUCAUAUUUGAUGGUCUGGAUGAAAGCAGAAUCACACUGAUGUUUUCAGAUGAUCAAAAAAUUUGUGAUGUGAAUGAGACUUCAUCAGUGUCUGUGUUGAUGGCAAACCUCAUCAAAGGAGAGUUGCUUCCCUUUGCUCUCAUCUGGAUCACCUCCAGACCAGCAGCAGCCAAUCAGAUCCCCUCCGAAUACAUCCACCGUCUGACAGAAAUUCAGGGAUUCAAUGAGUCUCAGAAGGAGGAAUAUUUCAAGAAGAGAAUCAGUAACCAGGACCAAGCCAGCAGAAUCAUCUCACACAUCAGAAGAGCAAGAAGCCUCCACAUCAUGUGCCACAUCCCCGUCUUCUGCUGGAUCUCAUCCACUGUGCUUCAGAAGCUCCUGGAAGAAGAUCUGAGUGCAGAAAUCCCUCAAACUCUGACUGAAAUGUACAUCCACUUCCUGCUGAUUCAGAUCAACAUGAAGAACCAGAAGUAUGAAGAGAGAGAUCCAGAGAAACUCCUGCAAUCCAACAGAGAAGUGAUUGUGAAACUUGCUGAAGUGGCUUUCAAACAGCUGAUGAAGGGCAAUGUGAUGUUCUAUGAGGAGGACCUGAUUGAAAGCAGUAUAGAUGUCACUGAUGCCUCUGUGUAUUCUGGGAUUUGCACUGAGAUCUUUAAGGAGGAAUCUGUGAUUCAUCAGAGGAAAGUCUAUAGCUUCAUUCAUCUGAGCAUUCAGGAGUUUCUCGCUGCUUUCCAUGUGUUUAAGUACCACAUUGGCAUCAGUACAGAAGCAUGUUUAGAUUCACUGCAUAAUCUGCAAAAAAGAGGAGUAGAAAAAGCCCUUGAGAGUGAGAGUGGACAUCUGGAUCUGUUCCUGCGGUUCCUGCUGGGCGUCUCACUGGAGUCCAAUCAGAGACUCUUACAGGAUCUACUGACGCACACAGAGAACAGCUCAGAGAGCAUCUGGAGAACCACACAGUACAUUAAAGAGAAGAUCAAAGAUGGUCAUGGACUCUCCACUGAAAGAUCCAUCAGUCUGUUCCUCUGUCUGCUGGAAGUGAAAGAUCAGACUUUGUCUAGAGAGAUUCAGGAGUUUGUGAAAUCAGACAAACAUUUAGAGAAGAAACUCUCUCCUUCUCACUGCUCAACAAUCUCCUACAUGCUUCAGAUAUCAGAGGAGGUGCUGGAUGUGCUGGACCCCAUGAAAUACAACACAUCAGAUGAGGGCAGAAGAAGACUGAUUCCAGCAGUGAUCAACUGCAGAAAAGCUCUUCUUGCUGGCUGUAAUCUAACUGCUCAAUGUUGUGAAGCUGUUUCAUCAGCUCUACAAGCCCCUAAAAUCUCUGCGAGAGCCCUGAGAGAGCUGGAUCUGAGUAACAAUGACCUGCAGGAUUCAGGAGUGAAACUGCUCUCGAAUGGACUGAAGAGUCUAAACUGUCAGCUGCAGAUACUGAGGUUGUCAGGCUGUAUGGUGACAGAGGAAGGCUGUGGUUAUCUGUCUUUAGCUCUGAGUUCAAACCCCUCACACCUGAGAGAGCUGGAUCUGAGCUACAAUCACCCAGGGCUGGCAGGAAACCAGCUGCUCAAACACAAACUGGAGGAUCCAGACUGUCAGCUGCAGAUACUCAAUUUGAAUCAUGGAGAACGUUCCAGGAUCAGACCAGGACUGCAAAAAUACGCCUGUGAUCUCACACUGGAUCCAAACACAGCAAACACUAAACUCAUCCUGUCUGAGGACAACAGGAAGGCGACGCUUGUGGAAGAUCAUCAGCUGUAUCCUGGUCAUGAAGAGCGAUUUGAGCACUACGAGCAGGUUCUGUGUGUUGAGAGGCUGACUGGACGCUGUUACUGGGAGGCUGAAUGGAGCGGCUGGGUUGACAUAGCAGUGACGUAUAAAGGCAUCAGCAGGAAAGGAAGAAGUGAUGACUGUGAUUAUGGACUUAAUAAUAAGUCCUGGAGUUUGAGUUGCAUUAAGGGCAGAUACACUGUCUGGUACGAUAAAAUCAGCAUUGAUAUUCCUGUGCCUCUACCACAAUCUAACAGAGUUGGUGUCUAUCUGGACUGGUCAGCUGGCUCUCUGUCCUUCUACAGCAUCUCUGACACACACACACUCACACACUUACACACAUUCAACACCACAUUCACUGAACCCCUCUAUGCUGGGAUUGGGGUUUUUUAUAAUAACUGCUCUGUAUGUCUGUGUCAGAUUUAGCAAUCUACAGGAGAGACCAACAAAGAUCACACACCACGUCUCUGUCUCACCUUACCUUAGAGUUUCAAGUUGUACACAAACACAUCCAUGAUAUACAUAAAUGUUUUUACUGAUCCAGUAAAGUCUAUAAAACUCAUAAAUGUAUAGUAAUCUGAAUGGAGACUGGUUACAAUGUCAGCUCUGGAGUAAUACGUUUAGAAGCUUGAAUUAUUUAAUUAUAUACUUAUAGACUAUAUAUAUAUUUAUUUAUAAAUUGUUGGAGUGUUUUUAAUUGAACAGAAAGACAGUGGAUAAUAAUAUUGUGAGAAACUCAUGUAUUAAUAUAUAAAAAGCAAUAUAAAAACAUUUAAAAAAAAAUGCUGAUUGUUUUGUCUGAUCUGUUACAUUCUGCAGUCAAUUUUUUUAUUUUUAUAAAUAGUUUCAUUAACACUAUAAUUGUAUCACUUUGAUCUUAAGAUCAAAUACAUUCUGUGAAAACUGAUUAAAGGACUGAUAAAGUGUUGAAUACACAUUGGUUUUACAGUGAAUCUGGUGAGAAAGAUUGAGUUUCUGGAAAACACUGUUGAACUGGAAAGCAGUUUAAGACACAUAAAUUAACAAAUUUUAAGCAAUAGAUUUGCUUGCAACAUAUAAUCAUUACUGUUAGUAGUGUUCACUGUCUAUUCUAAUACAUGACAUUAACUAACUGCUUGAUUUUACCAUACAUUU